AGCCAAUCAGCGCGCAGCAUUCCUGCAGCCGUUGGACGAGCCGCGAUGGCGGAGACAAUGAAGCUAACCGGGAACCGGGGUCCGAGUCACGGAACCGGAGACGCGUCCAGCUACCGGGACUGCGUGUGUGAGAUGCUCAGGCUGCUGGCGGACUUCGGGAGAGAGCUCAAAUUAAGCGACGCAGCUCUGAGAAUAGAAGUCAACAUCGACGCCGUGGAUGUCCCGUCGUCUCCAGACGCUCGCGUGUCCGGUUGUUUACAGGAGCAUAUCGCUAAAUUACAGGCUGUUUCAGAAAGCUUAAACACUCUGGUGGAUGCUCACGGCGAUACAUCAUCUCCACAACACAACACGACAGACGAUGCCGUCACCUCAUCGUCGGCCGCGCCGUCUGAGCGUCACCCUCUCGGCUCAGAGGCUGCGGAAAGCAAGGCGGUGGUGGCGGCGGCGGAGGCGGACGACGUCAUGGUUCAGAUCAGAGCCAGGAAGUCAGAGAUCGAGCGGAGAAUAUCUGCAUUUAUGGAACGCAAGCAGAUGGAGAUCAAUGAAAACAAUGUGCGCGAGUUCUGCAACGUGAUCGACUGCAAUCAGGAAAACAGCUGUGCCAGAACAGAUGCAGUCUUCACUCCGUACCCCGGUUUUAAAAGCCACGUGAAAGUUACACGAGUGGUAAACACUUACGGACCACAGACUCGUGGUGGUGGUGGGGGAGGUCAAGGAGAGGCCGGGGAGCAGCAGAGGGGGUCGCUGACAAGAGACUGCGGAAACGCAGCCAUAGAAGAACGACUUCACAACAUCGAGACUCACCUGAAACUCCCCACAGCGGGUCCAGUUCCACUGAGUGUCUACCAGAGGCUAAAGAAGUUGGAGGAUCGUAUCCUGGAGUUGGAGGGACUCUCACCCGAGUACUUUCAGUCAACGAGUCACCUGCACAAGCGAGCGAAGACGUCCCCCGCGCAGGCCUGCAGCCUGACAGAGCUGGAUGAGAAGAUCAGCGCGGUGAAAGCGGCGCUGCUGAAGAGGGUGAAUGAAUUCGGGCCUGGAUACGGAGCAGAGUGCCCGAUGUAACACACUGUGUCUGUUAAUGCAUUCGACAAUGUGUUCAGUCUAAAUAGUUUUGUAGUUAACUGAGAUAAUUGCUCUGUAAAUAAAGGUUUUUUUUUCCCCCU
Molecule: messenger RNA, 1166 nt
Organism: Larimichthys crocea (large yellow croaker)
Lineage: Eukaryota; Metazoa; Chordata; Actinopteri; Sciaenidae
Gene: mbip
Product: MAP3K12 binding inhibitory protein 1
Exons: 9
Coding region: 46-1065 (339 amino acids)
Source: RefSeq, a predicted model, not a curated record